AUGGCGGCCUUUGUCGCUCUCGCCCUGCAGCUCCUUCCGAAAGCUCAAGUAGAGGAGGCGGUUGGGGGAUUCCAAGGGUUCUCUUUGGAAAAAGCCAAGAAUGAAAACACCAAAGGAAACUGCAGGGAUGGAGAUGGACCACAGAGGCAGGAGGAAAGCCACACAGCCAAGAGGAGGGAUAAGCCUAUUAUGUCCGAAGGAGGAGGAUUCCGUGAAAUCCCAGUCCAAGAAGAAAGAACCCACACAGGGGAGAAGCCUAUUGACAGCUCAGAGCAUGAAAAGAGAUUCAGUCACAGUAGCAGUCUUAAAACACGUCAAAGAAUCCAAACAGGGGAGAAAACCUUUGAAUGCUCAGAGCAUGAAAAGAGAUUCACCAACAGUAGCAGUCUUCAAAAACAUCAAAGAAUCCACACAGGGGAGAAACCUUUUGAAUACCCACAGUGUGGAAAGAGAUUCAAUCACAGUAGCAGUCUUCAAAAACAUCAAAGAAUCCACACAGGGGAGAAAUCUUUUGAAUGCUCAGAGUGUGGAAAGAGAUUCAAUGACAGUAGGAAUCUUCAAAUACAUCAAAGAAUCCACACAGGGGAGAAACCUUUUGAAUGCUCAGAGUGUGGAAAGAGAUUCACUCAAAGUGGCAGCCUUCAAAAACAUCAAAGAAUCCACACAGGGGAGAAACCUUUUCAAUGCUCAGAGUGUGGAAAGAGAUUCAGUAGAAGGGGCACUCUUCAAACACAUCAAAGAAUCCACACAGGGGAGAAACCUUUUCAAUGCUCAGAGUGUGGAAAGAGAUUCAGUGACAGUAGCAGUCUUCAAAAACAUCAAAGAAUCCACACAGGGGAGAAACCUUUUGAAUGCUCAGAGUGUGGAAAGAGAUUCAGUGACAGUAGCAGUCUUCAAACACAUCAAAGAAUGCACACAGGGGAGAAACCUUUUGAAUGCUCAGAGUGUGGAAAGAGAUUCAAUGACAGAAGAAAUCUUAAAAGACAUCAAAGAAUCCACACAGGGGAGAAACCUUUACAAUGCUCAGAGUGUGGAAAGAGAUUCAAUGACAGUAGCAGUCUUCAAACACAUCAAAGAAUCCACACAGGGGAGAAACCUUUUGAAUGCUCCGAUUGUGGAAAGAGAUUCAAUCAAAGGGGCAAUCUUGAAGCCCAUCAAAGAAUCCACACAGGGGAGAAACCUUUUGAAUGCUCAGAGUGUGGAAAGAGAUUCAAUGUCAGUAGCAGUCUUCAAACACAUCAAAGAAUCCACACAAGGGAGAAACCUUUUGAAUGCUCAGACUGCGGAAAGAGAUUCAGUCGAAGUGGCAAACUUCAAAGACAUCAAAGAAUCCACACAGGGGAGAGACCUUUUGAAUGCUUAGAGUGUGGAAAGAAAUUUAGUCAAAACGGCCAUCUUCAAAAGCAUCAAAGAAUCCACACAGGG
This is a messenger RNA of Euleptes europaea (tarantolino), 1425 nucleotides long. Its product is annotated as gastrula zinc finger protein XlCGF26.1-like. The transcript is spliced from 3 exons. NCBI's taxonomy places the organism in Eukaryota, Metazoa, Chordata, Lepidosauria, Squamata, Sphaerodactylidae. The record is from RefSeq and is a predicted model, not a curated record. The annotation marks the transcript as partial.